Messenger RNA from Peniophora sp. CBMAI 1063, 801 nucleotides. Lineage: Eukaryota; Fungi; Basidiomycota; Agaricomycetes; Russulales; Peniophoraceae. The record is from the annotation of a GenBank genome assembly.
AUGACUGAGUACGACUUUUCGCCUGAGGCCUACGACGCCCACAUGCGCAAGAUGCGCGGUGUCGCCUCCUGGGCCCAACAGACUAGCCAGGCAACGAGCCCGACGCUGUCUCAGACCAAAUACUCUUACACAUCCUCCCCGACGUCGUACAACUCGCGCUCCCAGCCGUCCUCACAGCCGACCUCGCGUCCGCGAACAAGCAUGGACGGUAGCGCCCGCCACACCCGCGACCGCUCGCGGGGUAUUGAUCCGAGCAGCGUUCCGCGGCCCCCCUCGAGGCAGCGCGCCAACUCAAACGCCCGGCCGCCCCCGACACGUUCACGCACGUAUUCGUACACGGUGCAACCCCAACAAGGGGCCGUCAUACCCAACCAAGUCUAUCAGACCGGCGGGGUGGUGGCGCCUCAACCGAGGCGGCAGCACACCGUCCCGGGAUACGGCAACGCGGGCAACAACACACAUAUCAUUACGUAUGACCCUCACAGGCCUGUCGUACUGAAUCCCCAGCCGGGCGCGAAAUAUGAGAUGCAGGUCCAGUAUCCAUACAUGCCAGCUGCGCCCGUAGCCGCCACGCCCGCGCCGCGCCAACCGCCCUUGCUCAAGCGCCUCUUCACAAUGUGGAGACCGGCUUCCCGUGCCGCGUCUACGCAGCCAGAAAACAUCGCGCCCCGCCGCUCCGCUACACAGGCACACCAUCACCAUCACCACCGCUCGCAAAGCCGAGACGGACGCCACAGUGGUCGCACGUCUCGCGACAAUGGCCGCCACAGUCGGCGUCCGCGGCGAAACAGCAUUGCAUAA